CUCUUUUUGUCGCAGGUUGGAGAUCCACGCCAACAUCCUUCCACCUGCGAAGUCGAGCCCAUACACACCUCGACACAUCUUCACGGUCGAUCGACUACCAAUUCCGACGUACUCGAAGCCGACAGUGUUCAGCAGUCCAUCUGAAGAAGACAUGGCUGACGCCCACAACCCGCCGCUCAACUAUGAAGCCUCCAACACCACCACCAACCCACUGAUCUCCACGGCUUUACCCCCAGAAGUAUCACAAUGCCUCAAGAAUGCCCGUUUCCUGCAUCUUGCAACAAUAAGUGCAAGCCAGACCAGCCCACCGACCCCCCACGUGUCCUUGAUGAACUACACUUUCCUGCCUUCAUACGACCACCACGGUCCCGUCAUCAUCAUGACCACCAAUGCAAAGUCCAUGAAAACUCAGAACCUGAUGCACAAUCCAAAGGUAUCGAUCCUGGUGCACGACUGGGUGUCCCACAGACCACCGACAGCCACGUCAGUGGGUGGUGAGCAACGAGCCGGAUCUCCGCCCGCUGCCGCCGCUCGCUCGUCUCUUGCCACUCUCCUUCUGAAUCUGAACACAUCGGCCCUAAGUUCAAUAUCAACCACUAUAGCAGGAGAAGCGAGAUUCCUCGAACAAGGCAGUGAGGAGGAGAAGUGGUGCAAAGAGGCCCAUCUGGCGAAUAACACAUUCGGCGGUCAAGUGACGCAAGAGGCAGGGUUUUUCAGCGGACAGCCGGCCCAUGCCGACGCGGAGAACAGUAGCUGUUAUAUCGAAGGAGAUGAUGUGAGAGUGGUCAUUGUUCCCGUGCGUGAAGGAAGGAUAGCGGAUUGGAAGGGAGGUGUCAAAGAUUGGGUCCUGGUCGAUGAAGAUGCUCCACCAUCAAGUGCUCCUGGGCAUCCUGCCACAGGGGAGAGAGGCAGAAGUAAUGGUCAACCAUUGGUGAACGGGAUCAGAGAUUGAAGAAUCUAUCAAAACUUUUUCGUGCCGAGGAUCAGAUUUCGAGCUGUGGCAGGAUGCCUCAUCGCUUGAUCAACACGCUGUACGAACCGCGCAAUUGAGUCGGGACAGAUUCUUUCUCCCAAUGGGUCCCCGCCACCGAUCAAAAAAUCUCGCCAUCGUCUCGUUGCAAUGUCCAAAACUUUGGAACUCAACCAACAUCAAAACGCCAGAUCGUAAUGCCUUCAGGCUUUCCAAAAGGUUCAACCAAAAAUAACUGCAACGCUAAGAACCGACAAAUCUUUCUCUUGCUCUAAAAAAAGGCGGCGAAAGGCGCGAAUGAGGCGAAGGGAGGGGUAUGUACACAAGAUAGUAUGUCCUCGAGAGGCGCGGAUAGGGAAAAGGCCCAGCUGAGAGGGCAAAUGCGAGGUGGCAGGAGGAAAGCCUGGGCGUGAGGCCAAGGUGGAAAAGUUGACAGUGUUGUCGAACCUGGACUUCAUCACAUCACCGUACAUUUUGAGUCGUCUUUCGAGCGAGCCGGCUUGACUUGCAGCGCCACUCGGGCGGCCUCUGUAAAAGCUUCAUUUACGCCUCGGUUUCGCAUCGCCGAGCAUUCUGCC
Messenger RNA from Cladophialophora immunda, 1548 nucleotides. RefSeq lists its product as uncharacterized. Gene Ontology annotation, cellular component: cytoplasm; nucleus. The transcript has a single exon. NCBI's taxonomy places the organism in Eukaryota, Fungi, Ascomycota, Eurotiomycetes, Chaetothyriales, Herpotrichiellaceae. The record is from RefSeq and is a predicted model, not a curated record. Bases 152 to 952 code for a protein of 266 amino acids.